UGGAUGUGUGUCCCACUCACGUUGAAGUGAGACACAGUCAAUUCGGGGACAUCAACCUUCUUCAAUUAAGGGCCGGUCACCCACUAAAAGUCAUAAGAUAUAUUUUAUUCCGCUGGAUCAACACAUCUUGCGCGAGUGAAGUGAGUCACCAUGAUUAUGCGAGAGAGGACGGAGUUGCUCUUGAUGCUGAUCUCCAUUUGUUGGAGGAGUGUUAGUGCCUUCGAAUUGACGUUACUGCAUACGAAUGAUUUGCACUCCCGAUUUGACGAGAUCACGGGGCGUGGCUCCGCCUGUCGGGACAAGGACCGUGAGCAAGGACUCUGUUAUGGAGGCGUGGCCCGGAUUAAAUAUGCCGUAGACCAAAUUAGAGAGGAGACCCGAGGGAAUAUGCUGUUCCUCAAUGGAGGAGACUUUUUCCAGGGAACAGUAUGGUAUUCCAUGUUCAAAUGGCGAAUUGUGGCCAACCUCACGGCCAAUCUUGGUUACACUGCCUCCUCCUUGGGGAAUCAUGAGUUUGACGAUGGAGUCCCCGAUUUGGUCAACUUUGCCGCCAUUAUUGCUCCGUAUUAUCCGUUAUUGGCCUGUAAUCUGGACCUGUCCGAGGAACCAUUACUGAAGAACAAGAUCCAAGGCAGCAUUGUGGUCACCGUGGAGGGUGAACAAAUCGGGAUCAUUGGGUUCGUAACCCCGGACACCAAAGACCUGGCCAGUGUGGGCAAGGUCAAAUUCUUGAACGAGGUCGAGAGCAUUCGGAAGGAGAUUCAGGAACUCAAAGAGCGCCAUCCAGGAUUGGGAAUUUUCAUCGCAGUUGGUCAUUCAGGAUAUAGUGAAGACAAGAAAAUCGCGCAAGAGGUGGAGGAUUUGGACGUUAUCGUCGGGGGCCACACCAACACAUUUCUAUGGACAAAGAACGAUACUCACAGUCACAUUCCCGAUGAUCAUCCUAUGGGACCUUAUCCCACCGUCGUGACCCGAGCCUCUGGGCAACAAUGUCUCGUGGUCCAAACUUCCGGAUAUGGCAAAUAUCUCGGUCGUCUAGAUGUAACGUUUGAUCAAAACGGACAAAUAAAAAGUUUCCAAGGCUGGCCGAUUCUUUUGGAUCAAUCAAAACCGGAGGACACUGACCUCAAAAGGCUGGUGGAGGCUUACCGAUCAAGAGUGGCUGAGAAAAUGAAUACCUUGGUGGGGGAGAGCUUAGUUUUGAUUGACGGGGGACGUCCCAAAUGCCGCUUAGAGGAAUGCUCCUUCGGAGAUUUUGUCACCGAUGCCAUGGCCACGGAAAUGGGUGUUGACAUAGCGUUGAUUAACAGCGGUGGCAUUAAGGGAUCCUUUGAGAAAGGUCCAAUAUCCAUGGGGGACGUAUUCACGGCCAUGCCCUGGUCCAACACCAUCGACGUGGUCGAAAUCCCUGGCGAUGUUCUCAAGCAAGUCCUGGAGUAUUCGGUAUCCGAAUACGAUCCAGACCACCCGGAUCCCAGUGGACGGUUCCUUCAAUAUUCGGGUCUAAUCGUGGUCUACGACGUCUCUCAACCUGUGGGCCACAGACUGGUUGAAGCCUACACAGGGUCGCCAGAUGAGCCCGAGUUUUGGCAACGCGUCACAGACGACAAGACCUACACCAUGGCAGUCCUGAGCUUUAUGGCGCGUGGGGGGGAUGGCUACCAGAUGAUCCCGGAUCAUUUGUUGGCCCAUAAAAAUACGGGUUAUCUGGAUAACGAUCUCAUUGUGAGAUACCUAACCAAGUACAGUCCUUUGGAGGAGCCAGAAAUGGGACGGAUCCGAUUUGGAGCCGUCUCCAGCUUUCACUCUUCCGCAGUUCAACCCGCGCUUUCAUCCCAGCACGCUUGGGCCAUUUUAACCUUUGACACCUUGUUGGCCUUUACCUUCAGCUUGGUCUAACCGUGCGAACGAAAACUGGGCCUCCCACCUUUAAUGUAACUUCAAACAAGCAACCUCUUUUUCUUCCUUAUAUCUUGAUUAAAGCUCUAUUUCAAUGGUCCAAUCUUGUUUUUAAAAAAAUAUAUAGAAACGUAAUAAAUACACUGGAAUACUA
Molecule: messenger RNA, 2053 nt
Organism: Tigriopus californicus
Lineage: Eukaryota; Metazoa; Arthropoda; Copepoda; Harpacticoida; Harpacticidae
Product: protein 5NUC-like
Exons: 4
Coding region: 151-1899 (582 amino acids)
Biological process (GO): AMP catabolic process
Cellular component (GO): plasma membrane
Molecular function (GO): nucleotide binding; metal ion binding; 5'-nucleotidase activity
Source: RefSeq, a predicted model, not a curated record